Messenger RNA from Dentiscutata heterogama, 546 nucleotides. NCBI's taxonomy places the organism in Eukaryota, Fungi, Glomeromycota, Glomeromycetes, Diversisporales, Gigasporaceae. The record is from the annotation of a GenBank genome assembly.
AUGUCAGAACAUUAUCAUACUGAUACAAAUGCUUGGAUUUGUUCUUAUUCUGCUUUCUUGUGUAGUCCUUAUUUUAUAUGCAAGCAUUUGGUAAAAAAAUACUUCACUCAACAUCUAUUGUUUUUUUCACAAUUUCUUAAGACAACGCUCCGCCAUGAUUAUCCACUUAUCUCUUUUGGAAUAAGCCUUCAAAGGAUAAACUUGAUUAAUAAUCUGUGGGAUAACACUCAAUAUAGUGAUACUACAGAACCACAGCUUGAAUCAGAUGUAACGAGUAGUCAUAGUCCAAGUAUAAUAGUUUUUGAAUACCAUGUAAUGGUCGAAAACAGAAAAAUGGAACUAAUUUCAGAUAUGAAAGCAUUUGAGACAUUAGUAAAUAUUAUGAAUAAUAAUAUUGAAAAUGAUAGACUUUACGAAACAUAUAAAACCCUUAGGCAGCCUCUUAUCGAUGAGAUUACCACAUGCAACGAAGUCCUAAGAGCCAGAACACAGCAACAAACUUUUAAACCGUUAAAAAAAGAAAAAUUGGCUUUUUGGUUGCAAUAG